Molecule: messenger RNA, 477 nt
Organism: Lycium ferocissimum
Lineage: Eukaryota; Viridiplantae; Streptophyta; Magnoliopsida; Solanales; Solanaceae
Exons: 2
Coding region: 1-477 (158 amino acids)
Source: RefSeq, a predicted model, not a curated record
AUGGCAUUUGCUCUUCAUUCGCACUCUGCCUCUGUUCCGACCGUUGACGGAUUUAACUUCUCAGAUUGGUGCGAACAAAUUAAAUUCCAUCUCGGAGUUUUAGAUCUUGAUGUUGCACUUUAUACUGAGAAGCCAACUGCUAUUACUGAAACUAGCAGUGCUGAAGAAAGGUCCUAUUAUAAGCACCAGGACCGGUCUAACAGAUUAGGCCUAAUGUUUAUGCGAAUGAAUAUUGCGGGCAACAUUAAGACUGCUCGUCCCAAAACUAAAAGUGCCAAAGAACUUCUGAAACUUGUGGAAGAAUGCUCCCAAGCUGCUGAUAAGUCGCUUGUUGGGACACUACUGGGUACUUUGACCACCAUGAAGUUUGAUAGUUCACGUACCAUGCAUGAGCAUGUUAUUAAAAUGACAAACAUAGCAGCAAGAAGUGGAUGGAAAUUUCCUUGUACAAUUCAUCACCAACUCAUUACCGUUUGA